CUCAAACCUUCGUUCGGCGCCCGCAAGUUGUGAAAUAACUUUCUCCCCUUCCACAGCUACAAUAAUUCACAUCCACAUCCAAAAUGUCACAGCCUGCAAACCAAUUUGAGCUCUCUGGCCCCCCAGAAGAUGUAAUCUCUUCCCUCACCUUUUCCCCGAAUAACCCCUCACGUCUCCUUGUCUCCUCCUGGGAUAGGAAUGUCCAUCUUUACGACACAAAUGCUGGCCUGAAUGGCUCGAAACUGACUGCAUUCCCUCAUGCAGCGUCGGUACUAGACUGUUGUUUUGGCGAGACGGACAGCAAUGUGUUUUCUGCUGGACUAGAUUGGCAGGUUCAACAACUCGAUCCUGAGACCGGUAGAGGGAACACCCUAGCUACACACGAAAACGCAGUAAAAUCCAUUUGCUACAAUGCGGAAACUAAAUCUCUCUUGAGCGGCUCUUGGGAUCAGUCAAUUAAACAGAUCGAUCCUAGGUCCCUAGAGUCUACCAGCUCCCACGCCCAACCACAUAAAAUAUUCUCAUUGUCGACAAUUUCACAUAUACUAGUUGUUGCCAUGUCGUCCCGCUCGGUCUACCUCUACGAUCUACGCAAUAUGUCCUCCCCGUGGCAGCGCCGUGAGAGCUCUCUCAAGUUUAUGACCCGCACGGUACGCUGUAUGCCCAAUGCCCAAGGUUACGCGAGUAGUAGCAUCGAAGGAAGAGUAGCUGUAGAGUUCUUUGAUCCGAGCGACGAGAGUCAAAAGCGAAAAUAUGCUUUCAAGUGUCAUAGGUCUACAGACGGUGGUGUGGAUGUGAUAUAUCCUGUGAAUGCGUUGGCAUUUCAUCCGAUUUAUGGAACAUUCGCAUCUGGCGGCGGCGAUGGGGUCGUUAGCCUUUGGGACGGAAUGGCCAAGCGUCGAUUAAGGCAAUAUCAGAGAUAUCCUGCCAGUAUCGCCGGGCUCUCGUUCAGUAACAACGGAAAACACCUCGCCAUUGGGACCAGUAGUGGGUUUGAAGAUGGCAAAGAUGAUGGAGCUUGUCCUCCCGAGUCCGUCAAGAUCAUCGUUAGAGAGCUCCAGGAGGGGGAAGGGAAGGGGAAGGGUCAGUAGUGGUGGUACGGGUGUUAUGGCUAGAGCGGUUUGGUUAUUAUACUAUACUGUAUUAUAGACCGAACAGAGAGUCUUUGUUCUUCUAU
Messenger RNA from Tuber melanosporum (Perigord truffle), 1177 nucleotides. RefSeq lists its product as uncharacterized. Gene Ontology annotation, molecular function: ubiquitin binding. The record is from RefSeq and is a predicted model, not a curated record. The coding region runs from base 84 to 1091 and encodes 335 amino acids. Gene Ontology annotation, cellular component: bub1-bub3 complex; mitotic checkpoint complex; kinetochore. Gene Ontology annotation, biological process: mitotic spindle assembly checkpoint signaling. The transcript has 5 exons. NCBI's taxonomy places the organism in Eukaryota, Fungi, Ascomycota, Pezizomycetes, Pezizales, Tuberaceae.